Messenger RNA from Coprinopsis cinerea okayama7#130, 2769 nucleotides. RefSeq lists its product as hypothetical. The coding region runs from base 1 to 2769 and encodes 922 amino acids. Gene Ontology annotation, molecular function: protein binding; ATP hydrolysis activity. The record is from RefSeq and is a predicted model, not a curated record. Lineage: Eukaryota; Fungi; Basidiomycota; Agaricomycetes; Agaricales; Psathyrellaceae. The transcript has 9 exons.
AUGGGCCAAUCUGUGUCGUUCCAGAAGGACUCGGGUUCGGGGGAGAAAGAGGAAGAGAAAGCAGCCUCUGCGAUCUCCGCGUAUGGCGGAUACGAAAAGAUACAGAUUGAGGGCGGAGAUAAACAGUUCCAGAGCAAUGAACUUGGAAAGUCGGAACCGACGACGACCGUCCAGGUCACGCAGCAGAUCGGAGGGCUCUCGCUCUCCGGUAAUGCCCGUAUCAGCGGCGGGAUCGUUGCUGGUGGGGACGUCCAUACAAACGUGAUUGUCCAGCUACCCGACAAGGCGGCGAUUGCUGCGCAAGAACGGGCGCGGCUGAAGGAAGAGAGGGAGAAAGAGGCACAGGCUCGUGCACGCCUUUUGAAGGAGCUGCUGGACUGGUUGGCACCCAACGCCCGCUUUAGGGCGGCGCAGAGCGCGAAUUUGGAGAAAUGUGCUGAUGGAACUCUGUCGUGGUUUAUCGCGGCUGAGCUGUACCAGUCGUGGAAGAAGGGAAGGAAUCGUAUCAUAUGGGGUACUGGAAUCCCGGGGGCGGGGAAAACUGUACUCGCUUCCAGAGCUAUACACGACCUCGAGGAGUACAGUAGCUCAGUCAGGGGCAAAGUCUGUGUCAUCUUUGCCUACUGCCGCUACUCCGAGCCUCUUACAGUGAAGGAGAUCCUCGAGGCUCUCGUCAAGCAGUUCCUGGAAUGUGAUCCCUCCCUAGCAAGCAUCGUCGAACCCAUCUUCUCGCGCUACAAGGGAGGCGAAACACGACCAACGCAGGCUGAGCUUCUAGACCUAUUGCAACAGCUGGAAAGCCACUUCGAAAUCGUAUUCUACGUGAUCGACGGUUUAGAUGAAGCUGUAGCGGAGACCCAGUUCGACCUCAUCCAUGCUAUUAACCGACUUCGAGGACGUUUCGCGUUGACUUCCCGGCCGAUAAGGAGGCUUGAGCUGGGCCUGCCUACGACCAAAUUCUACCGCGUUGUCCCUGAUUCGUCGGAUAUUGUCCGUUUUGUCGAGCAGAAGAUCGAUAGAGUUCCGGGAUUUGGAGAACUCUUGGACAAGUAUGGCCUGCGGCAGGAGCUGAUACGGAGGAUACAGAACAAGUCGAGUGGAAUGUUCCUGCAUGCAGCUCUACAGAUUGAAAUAGUCAAUCAAUGCUUGACGAUUGCUUGCGUGGAGAAAAACCUCGAACGCUUCCCACCAGGGCUCGAGGGCAUGUAUCAUCAAGCCAUGGCACGCAUCAAUAGGCAGACUCCCCCUGACAAUGUGGCGCUUGCGAAACAUGUGCUGUUGUGGGUCGUGUUUGCACACGAAGCCUUGACCUUACCCCUCCUCUACCGCCUCUUACCCUUAACCUACGAAGGUGUCUUCUCGACCGACGACGAUUCCUCUCCCGAAAGAGCACUGAUUCAUCCGGGCUCUCUCGUGUCGGUUUGUUGCGGGUUGGUUCGUAUCGAGACGGCGACAAACUUUGUCCGCCUCGUCCACUUUACAGCAAAGGACGUGCUCACCCCCGUCUUGAUGUACGACCUCUCAACUCCCCACGGACUGUUGUUCCAGGCGACUUCCAGACAGCUUGUCGACUACGGCAUAGUCAACAGCCAGACGCUAAGAAACGCCGAAGAUCUAAAUAGCCUGCUCAAGCAGAAUCCGGCUCUCGAGUAUUCUUACAAGCACUGGGCAUAUCACGCGAAGGAGAGUGCAUCGGAAUCCGACACUCUUGCCGCAGAGGUCUUCGAUUUCCUUACACUUUGCAACUCGUACCCGGUGGAGACUGGGGACGAUCUCGAACUGUUCUCCCCUCUCCAUGUUGCGGCGAGAUAUGGUCUCCACGCCUUCAUUGACCAACUCGCGACCGACGUAGCCAAGGGAGAUGUGACGGCAAGAACUGUGGGUGGUUGGAAGGCAACACCACUCAUCGUUGCGGCGAGGUAUGGCCAGGUCGAGGCCAUCGACGCGCUGCUCAAACUCAGUCGCCUGACCAUGCUCAAGUCUGUUCUCGGUGGUCACAGCAAGCCCGGUAGACACCUGAUUAUUGGCCAAAUCAAUCUUCGCGAUGCAGACGGAAAGACGGCGCUGAUCCACGCCUCAAACUACUCUCACUGCGAUGCUGUUAAGCGUUUGGUUCAGCACCCCGACGUUGACGUCAACGCGCGAUGCAGCUCUGGCUGGACUGCGCUUGACAUCGCAAAUUGGGCGGAGACGUACGACCAUCUCCUUGCCCAUAAGGAUAUUCAGUUGAACUUCAAGGACGACUGGGGCGAAACGUUGCUGAUGAGGCUAGUGCCUCUUUGGGGAACGGAGGACCUCGUGGGACGCUUGCUCCAGCACCCGAACAUCAACGUGAACCUGACUUCGAAGAAGGGUCUGACGGCGCUGAUGUUGGCAGCGGAUGCUGGGCGUGCGGGGGCUCUCCGACUGCUCCUUCGUCACAAGGAUAUCCAGCCCAAUCUUGAAAACCCGGGUGGGUGGACGGCGCUGUUGAUGGCUGCUCAGAAGGGACACGAGGCUGCUGUGGAAGCGUUGCUCCAGGACGGUGCGGUGGACGUCAACUUUGCUGUCCAGGGGAGUGGGUAUACGGCCCUUAUGCUGGCCAAGGCGCCUGCGGUCGUGUCGCUCCUGUUGAAGCGGAAAGAUAUCAGGACGGAUUUAAAGAACAACGAGGGGUAUACUGCUCUCGCACAGACUAGGCGCUAUCCUUGGCACGAGAAGGAGCGUAGUGAUCAGUUGGCCAAAAUUGCGUUGUUGGAGGAGUUUGAAAGCAGCAAGGGUAGUGACUAG